Molecule: messenger RNA, 3378 nt
Organism: Cryptosporidium muris RN66
Lineage: Eukaryota; Apicomplexa; Conoidasida; Eucoccidiorida; Cryptosporidiidae
Exons: 1
Coding region: 1-3378 (1125 amino acids)
Biological process (GO): negative regulation of transcription elongation by RNA polymerase II
Cellular component (GO): nucleus; NELF complex
Molecular function (GO): RNA binding
Source: RefSeq, a predicted model, not a curated record
AUGACCUUUUGGCGAAAGAAUGACUUCCGGCAUAAAGCUGUAACUAAAGAAGAAUGCUUAGCAGCCGAAAAAUUUUUACAGCAAGAGGAUGCUAUAAUGGAUGAAGAUGUCUGUAAGCAUAUACAAAAUUUUGUUGCUUAUAAGACUUUUAUAGAAAGGAAUAAUCGGGAACCUACUGAGAUGACCUCUACAGAGUGUCUUGAGGAAAUUGACAUUCCCAACCACAAAUUACUGAUUGAAUGCUUCAACAUGCUAAUUAAAAAUUAUCAAGGAUAUGCCUCUAUGUGUGAGAUUGUAUCUGCUUGGAUUUGUAAUUUGGAUGAAAUCCCUGACUACAGUAGCAAUGAAGAUACUUCUCUAUAUAGACAGAAGAUGGCUAACAACUCCCUUCAUAUUAAAAAAUUGAAACCAACAAAAUCAAGAUCAACUGCUCAAAGUUUAAUAUACAAUAAUAUGAUAGAAUCAAUGGCUUUGCUAAUUGAAAGAUAUUUUGAUACUGAAGCUCUACGAAGAUAUAUGGACGAAAAUCGUGAACUACUGGGGCAGGGAGGGUGGCAGCCUCCUCCUUGUUAUUGGAGCCUAAUGAAACAUCCUGCAACAGUAAAUGCUAUUCAGAAGCUGUUUACAAGGAAUCGUAAAUCUGAAUUUCUGCUUGCAUUUUUGCAGGACUUGCAGAAUUUUUCAAAGAUAAAUCCUAGUAUUGAUUGUAUGCCAAAAAACAUGGGUUUUUCUUCUACCAGUAACUUCAGUGUCUUUACUAGAAAUGUGACUGAGCUUUUAGCUGAUUUUUUACUGACAGAUGAGACUGUAGAAGCUGCGUUACAAGGGGUUCAAUCUUUACCAUUAAGUGGAGGAAUAAACAAUCCUUUGUUACAUAAAGUUGAGAAAUAUGAAAAGAGGGGUAAAACAACUCCUAACACAUUGCAAAAUAUAUGCUCAGUAUUUAGCCAAUCAGAAAAUGCGUACUUUUAUGCUCAGGCCUUACUACAUUACAUGAUAAUUUGGCGAGGAGAUUAUUCUGGUUGCAGAAGAUUGAGUCAGAUGCUUUAUCACUAUGUACGUGUAACACUUCAAGAGCCCCGAGUUGCCCAAUUGAAUCUUCUAUUUACAAAUAUUACUCAUUUCCCUGAGCUUUAUAAAUUAUGCAAGUCUAUUUUUAGAAUGGACCCCUCUGUACAUGACAAAGAUUUUGUUGUAGAGAGUUUAGGAGGUUUUGAAUUUGCUACCAAGUUUAUAAUGAACCCUAGUCAAAUUUGUACUUUACAUGAUAUUUUAAAGAAUAUAGUAGAAAGGUUUGAAGCUCUGCAAGUUUUGUUACAUGAAAGAAUACCUACUAAAGUUCAAUCAAAUUCUAAUUUUGGCGAUAAGAUACAAAAUAAUUCUACCGAUGAAUUGGCAGAUGUAGAUGAUUCCAGUGAAAUUCUUUAUGAUAGUUCAAGUGAGAAUGAGAACUCAACUUGUAGUGAAUCUAGUACAAAUGAGUGGGCAUCUUUGGGAUCUUUGCAAUUUUCUCUUAAAGAUCUUGAAAUGAAUGUUUUACAGGGUCAACUUUCUCCUGUAGCUCAUUUACGUUUUAGUGACCAGGAAUUAAGUAAUUCUGAGAACAGCCAAGAAAUUAAAAAUGAAAAUCUUAUGGAUAAAGAGGUAACCAACAACUCCAAGUCCAAAGAUUAUAAUUUCAAUUCUAAAAGAUAUAAGCCUGUUAUAAAUAAUAUAGAGGAUACAACAAAUAAAGGGGUUAAUGAAAGCAAAUUUCAUGAUGAAACAAUUUUUGAUAUGCCCUCAGUUAGUAGGAUGGGUGAUAUCCCUGGAAGUGAUAAUAUUCAAAGACUUAAGAUCGGACCUGAGCGACCCCCUAUGGAUGCUUUGAGAGAAAGUGCAUUGUUAGAUACAUUGAUUGACAUUUUGGUUGACACUAGAAUAUGGUUAACCCCUGAAGAGCAAAGUAAAACAAUUGAUUUGUUGUUAAUAUUGUCUGUAUAUUCACCAUACGAACUUCUUUUAUUUUUAGAAGAACAAAAAGAAUGGGACAAUAUUAAAUAUGAUAAUGAAUACAACGUAGACUAUAACCAAGAUAUCUGGAGUAACUCUGAGGAUGAAAUGAAUGAAGCAUUAGAAACUGGUCAAAGGGGGGAGAGUUUAUCUGAUUUUGUUUCCUCAGGUUCCUCCUCAAUAACAUCCAAUAUUAUAGUGAAAUCUGAAGACAAACUUAAUAAUACAGUUGAAAUCUCUUCAUGGGUAAAGUGCAAGAGAAAGCGUAUAAAUUGCAUCUCAGCACCUUCUUCUCCUAAAACUUUGUCAAGUGGUUCUUCUUUCUUAUCUAAUAAUAUUAAGAUCUCAGAGUCCAGUGUUGGGUGUAAGAGUACAAUUGACUCUUGUAUUUACCGAAAUGUUCAUAGUCAGAAAAUCCUAGGUUCUUUAAAAGGUAUGUCUGAAAGUAAAGUUCAGAAAAUGAAAGAACAAUUUCGUAGGCUGCGUGAAUUAUGUGAUCGCUUCAAGAACCAAGCUAGAAAGGAACUCUUUAGAAUAUAUAUGGUAAUACACGACAAUCUUAUUAAAGAAAACUUAAAAUGGGCAUAUUUUGAUCAAUUGAUAAAAACUCCUAUAGGAGCCAGUGUAGUCCUACGUUAUAUCGAGGUAUUUUUACUUUCAAUGGAAUCCAAAUCUAGCCCUUUGGUAAGAUUAUCUUCGAGCAUUGUUGCACUAUUGAAACACAUUACACAGUGGCAUCCUAAAAAGAGAAUUUGUGUAUUUCAUCUUUUACGACUAUGCUUGGAAAAUGACCUUUUAGAAACAAAUGGUGGCAACAACAGGAGUGGAGGUACUGGUCCAGAAAACACAGCAUCCACAAAAUCCGAAAAAAGACGAUGGAUUAUUGACUUUUAUGUAUAUCUUGUUGGAGGAGGUCUUUUCGGAGCUGUUUUUGCAUAUAUGGGACAGGCAGGUGUAAGGUAUUUAGACAAAUCGCUAAUUAGGGAUUUUACCAUUAAAUUGGCAGAAUACUGUGGUCCUCCAUAUAGUGGUGAAUUUUCGAUUGCAUUUAUGGGAUACUUGGUCAGUGCACAUAAUAUUGGAGCUUUAGAUUUAUCUGCAUUUUAUGACGGUACAUUAUCCAAGACUAAUCCAAAAGUGAAAGUAGCUUUGUGUGAAAUAGUUGCAGUUGUUGAACACAUUGAAAGAAAUAACAGUGUACAUCAAAAUAUCCCGAACACUUCAUGUCAAACAUCUAGAAUAAAUGAACCACUUAGACCUGCGAGACUUGAUCCUCAAAUUGUGAUUGAUCAAUACAACUUCCUUAAACAGUUUGUUGGAAAAAGUAUAAAACAGCAGACUUUUAGAGGUAAAGGACUUGGAAAGGCUUGGUACCAAACUAUUUGA